Molecule: messenger RNA, 1061 nt
Organism: Drosophila busckii
Lineage: Eukaryota; Metazoa; Arthropoda; Insecta; Diptera; Drosophilidae
Product: inositol monophosphatase 1
Exons: 4
Coding region: 101-937 (278 amino acids)
Biological process (GO): phosphatidylinositol phosphate biosynthetic process; inositol metabolic process; signal transduction
Molecular function (GO): inositol monophosphate 1-phosphatase activity
Source: RefSeq, a predicted model, not a curated record
CUGGUUAAAAGCUUUUUAGUUUGUGCGCCGACUUAAUUAAAUUAUACACUCGCAUUUGCAAUUUGCAAAUCGAAUAAAGAAUAACACAAAUAAACUGACAAUGGCAGACAACGUUGAUCUGGGCAAGUGCUUCGAAAUCAUCAACAACUUGACCACCGAGGCGGGGCGUCUAAUUGUGCACAACAAUGAGACUCGCCAGGACUUCGUGUGCAAGUCGGGCGACAUUGAUUUGGUGACGCAAACGGAUCAGGAUGUAGAGAAGCUUAUAAUGAACGGCAUUCGUCACCACUUUCCAAGUCAUAAAUUCAUUGGCGAGGAGGAAAGCAGCACAGAUGCUGGAGUUAAGAAGCUGACGGAUGAGCCUACCUGGAUAAUUGAUCCCGUGGAUGGCACCAUGAACUUUGUCCAUGCAUUUCCCCACUCGUGCAUUUCGGUGGGUCUAAAAGUAAACAAGGUCACGGAAAUGGCUAUUAUAUACAAUCCUAUGCUGGAGCAGCGAUUUACGGCGCGACGUGGCCAAGGUGCCUUUUAUAACGGACGCCGCAUACAAGCCAGCGGCCAAAAGGAGCUAAGCAAAGCUCUAGUAACCAGCGAGUUUGGCACCACUCGUGAUGAGCAAAAGAUGAAGGUGGUCAAUGAGAAUUUUGCCAAUAUGGCAAAGAAGGUGCAUGGGUUGCGCGUGCUGGGUUCGGCGGCUUUGAACAUGGCUAUGGUUGCGCUCGGCGCUGCUGAUGCCAACUACGAGUUUGGCAUUCAUGCCUGGGAUGUGUGUGCUGGCGACUUGAUUGUGCGCGAGGCGGGAGGUGUGGUUAUCGACCCAGCCGGCGGUGAGUUUGACAUCAUGUCGCGACGUGUGCUCGCCGCUGCAACUCCCCAGCUUGCCCAGGAGCUAAGUAAAGAGCUGACGCAAUUCUAUCCACAGCCGCGAGAUGAUUAAGCGGCGCUUUACUUGCAUUGCACGUUUGCAGCAGUGGAAAAAGCAUUUCAUUAUUUUGAUUAAUCCAAAGAGUUUGCAUUGUUCGCGAAAUAAAACUCGUGUCAUGUACACCAUAUACACAUAA